AUGAUCCGACAAAACAGUAUUGUACUGAAUCCGGCGCAGUUGUCCAAUGGUAUUGCUACGUGUGAUAAUCGAUGUUACAACUCAUCAGCGAGUCAAUGCUUCAAUGGAACUGUCUGUCCACUUGGCAAUCAGCUAUGUAUUGUGAAAUAUGAUCCAUGGUCGGGAUACCAAUAUGGUUCACCAUCUGCGACUUGUUACGAUCCAUUGUACCAAGUUUGUUCGAAUAAUUCACUUUGCAACUAUCCAUCACGAGUGUGCAAUGGACAAUGCAUGAAAUACGGUGAAGUUUGUGUUAACAAUGUAACUGUGUGCAACGUCUCCUCGUAUUAUUUCUACUAUCAACCGGGCCAAAUCAAACUCUGUAAUGGUACAUGUUAUGAUUCUGCAAUUCAAAAGUGUGUCAGUGAGUACACUAUAAAUUGUACUCGGGAUCCAUUUACUCAAGAAUGUAUUGGUAAUCACACGGACUAUACACAAAAUUCAACAACAUCUACCUCAUCUAACUGCUGUGAAAAAACAGAUUGUAUAACUGAUAGUGAUUGUUGCGUUCAAGGUAAAGAAUGCCAGUGUUAUAAACAUAAUAAUCAAGAUUAUGGCUCAUGUUUAAAUCCCAAUGAACAGCCAAUUUGCUCUAAGGGAUGUACCAUACGUGGACAAUGUCGAAACGAUACCGAUUGCUGCAAGUGUCAAUGUGGUCAAAUCACAGUUACCAAUGUCGAUGGCACGGUUGCUACUAAAAAACAGUGUGUUCAACGUUAA
Messenger RNA from Adineta ricciae, 759 nucleotides. Lineage: Eukaryota; Metazoa; Rotifera; Eurotatoria; Adinetida; Adinetidae. The record is from the annotation of a GenBank genome assembly.